Limanda limanda (common dab) is the source of this 658-nucleotide messenger RNA. RefSeq names its product dynein light chain Tctex-type 2B (gene dynlt2b). The record is from RefSeq and is a predicted model, not a curated record. Lineage: Eukaryota; Metazoa; Chordata; Actinopteri; Pleuronectiformes; Pleuronectidae. Bases 72 to 434 code for a protein of 120 amino acids. Gene Ontology annotation, cellular component: cytoplasm; cytoplasmic dynein complex. The transcript is spliced from 5 exons. Gene Ontology annotation, molecular function: dynein intermediate chain binding. Gene Ontology annotation, biological process: microtubule-based movement.
CUCACUGAGUUAGCGUGGACAUGUCUGUGUGAAUGUCCUCUGUGCUGCUGUGGCUCUAACGUUUAUUCAACAUGGAGUCGUCGGACACUUUCCUCAUCAGACCUCAUCAUCAGCACAAAUUUAAACCAGCCGUUGUGAAGGAGUGCAUUCGUGAAAUCGUGAGGGAGCAGCUGUCUGGGGUGCAUUAUGACCCAGAGGAGGUCCCACAGCUGUCCAGAACACUGGCAGACUCUGUCAAGGAAAAAGUGAAGAAUGCUGGAUUUGACAGAUAUAAGCUUGUCGUGCAGGUUGUCAUCGGAGAACAACGAGGACAGGGAGUCAAGAUGUCCUCCAGGUGCUUGUGGGAUGCUGACUCAGACAAUUAUGCAGAAGAUGUUUAUUUGAACGACAGCUUGUUCUGUUUGGUGGUGGUCUUCGGAAGCUAUCAUUACUGAAGACGGGACGGAUUUACCAGGAUUUCCUGACCUUGCAGGAUGAGAGUGGAAAUACUGGCCUCUAUUGUAGAUAAAGUGUAAUGUUGUCGAUCAAAUCAUGUUGGCUUUGACUCCAAAUGGUGUUGAAACGUUUGUUGUCAUGUUGGGUGUGGAAAUCCUCAACAUGUUCAUGAGAUGUUAUUUUUUCUGAAGAACAAAACAGACAUUCACGUGAAAAUGUCAAC